Messenger RNA from Apodemus sylvaticus (European woodmouse), 2562 nucleotides. Its product is annotated as vomeronasal type-2 receptor 116-like. Gene Ontology annotation, cellular component: membrane. Gene Ontology annotation, molecular function: G protein-coupled receptor activity. Lineage: Eukaryota; Metazoa; Chordata; Mammalia; Rodentia; Muridae. The record is from RefSeq and is a predicted model, not a curated record. Gene Ontology annotation, biological process: G protein-coupled receptor signaling pathway. Bases 1 to 2562 code for a protein of 853 amino acids. The transcript is spliced from 6 exons.
AUGGCAAGCAUGCUGUCUGUCAUUGUUUUCAUCUUGGUUUUGAAGCUUUCCAUUCUUUUUUGCCAAUUGAGAGACCCCAUGUGCUUUUGGAGAAUAAAGGACAAUGAAAAUUAUCUAGGAGAUAAAGAGGCUGAUUGUUUCUUUUUCAUUUCUACAAAGCAUGGUUAUGUAAAGAAUGAUUACUACAGUGGGAAUCUAGACAAGCAGGUGACACCUAAGACCAUCCUCUUCAUUUCCUCUGUUUAUUUUGCCAUUGAAGAAAUCAAUAGGAACAUUCAUAUAUUACCCAACAUUUCCCUACAAGUUAAGAUUGAAUGUAACUUAAUGCUGAAUCAUAUGAAAGGAGGUUUGUCUUUGAAAAGAAAGGAAAUUGUUCCUAAUUACCACUGCAAAAAUCAGAGAAGGUAUUUAAUUGUACUUACGGGACCUCUAUGGAUGACAUCAUACAAAUUUGGACCAAUCCUAUACUUCUCCAGAACACCAGAGAUUUACUGUGGUUACUUUCAUUUCCUAAAUGAUCAAGAACAGUUUUCUAAUCUCUACCAGAUGACUCCCAAGGACACAUCUCUAUCACUAGCCAUGGUGUCCCUAGUAGUUCACUUCAGAUGGAACUGGGUAGGAGUGAUAAUUACAGAUGAUGAGCAUGGAAUUGAAUUCCUUUCUGAAUUGAGAACAGGAAUGGAAAGAAGCACUGUCUGCUUAGCAUUUGUCACUCUUAUCUCAUACGAACGGUUAUUAUACUUUAAAAUGAUUCAUAAAUACUAUCGCCAAAUCAUAAUGUCAUCAGCAAAAGUUGUUAUCAUCUAUGGGGAUAAAGAAUCUCCUGUACAAUUUAACUUCAUAAUAUGGAAAUCUAAAGACAUUCAGAGACUCUGGGUCAGUGUUUCACAAUUUGAUAUGAUCACAACAAUAGGAGAUUUCAUGCUUAAUUCCUUGCAUGGGACUCUUAUUUUUUCACAUCAGCAUUCUGAGAUGUCUGCUUUUAAACAAUUUAUGCAGACAGUACACCCAUCUAAUUACAGUAAUGACAUGUCUUUCGCUAAACUAUGGUGGACUUACUUUAAGUGUUCAUUGCCACCUCCUAAUUGUAAAGGACUGAAGAAAUGUCCAACCAAAACACUAUUUAGAUGGUUUUUUGUGUCACCGCUUGGAAUGUCUAUGAGUGAAACAUGCUACAACUUAUACAAUUCUGUGUAUGCUGUGGCUCACUCACUUCAUGAAAUGAUUUUUCAACAUGUGGACACAUACUCAGUGAAUGAUGGGAAAGUACUGGACUAUAACUCCUGGAAGGUGUUCUCUUUUCUGAAGAACAUGCAAUUUGUAAAUCCUGCUGGAGACCUGGUAAACAUGGAUCAGAAUAGAAACCUGGAUACAGAGUAUGAUAUUUUCUAUAUCAUUGAUAUUCUAAAACAAUAUGGACUUAAAAUGAAAAUAGGAGUGUUUUCUGGUCAUCUUCCAAGCGGACAGCAACUCUUUAUAUCUAAUGAAAUGAUCGAGUUUGCUACAGACAUCAAGGAGAUGCUACCCUCUGUAUGUAGUAUUCCUUGCAGACCAGGACUCAGGAAAUAUUUUAACGAAGGAAAGGCUGCCUGUUGUUUUGAUUGUUAUCCCUGCCCAGAAAAUGAAAUUUCCAACAUGACAGACAUGGAUCAAUGUGUGAGGUGUCCAGAGGAUGAGUAUGCCAACACAGAUCAAACUAUCUGCCUCAAGAAAGUUGUGACCUUUCUGGAUUAUGAAGACCCCUUGGGAAUGGCUCUGACUGGUGUGGCUCUGUGCUUCUCUGUUCUCACAGCUGGUGUACUUUGUGUCUUCUUGAAACACCGAGAUACUCCAAUUGUCAAGGCCAAUAAUGAAACUCUCAGUUACGUCCUACUCAUCUCCCUCAUAUUGUGUUUUAUCUGUUCCUUGCUCUAUAUUGGUCAUCUGAGUAUGGCUAGCUGCAUCCUGCAGCAGACCACAUUUGCCAUUGUGUUCACUGUGGCUGCCUCUACUAUCUUAGCCAAGACAAUUACUGUAGUACUAGCAUUUAAGAUCACUGUUCCAGGAAGAAGACUUAGGUGGCUUCUCCUUUCAGGGGCUCCUAAUUACAUCAUUCCCAUAUGCACCCUGAUCCAAGUGAUCAUCUGUGUAAUCUGGCUGGGAACUUCUCCCCCUUUUGUUGAUUCUGAUCUGCACAUGGUACAUGGACACAUCAUCAUUGCUUGCAACAAAGGUUCAGUUAUUGCCUACUUCUGUGUCCUGGGAUACAUGGGCUCUCUUGCUUUCACAAGUUUCACUGUAGCUUUUCUGGCUAGGAAUCUGCCUGACACAUUCAAUGAAGCCAAGCUCCUGACAUUCAGCAUGCUGGUCUUCUGCAGUGUCUGGAUCACCUUCAUUCCUGUCUACUACAGUAGUAAGGGCAAGGCUAUGGUUGCUGUGGAAGUCUUCUCUAUCUUAGCCUCCAGUGCAGGAAUGCUUCUUUGCAUAUUUUUGCCAAAGUGCUACAUUAUUUUGUUGAGACCACAAAUAAAUUCUUUUAAUGAGUUCAGGAAAAUAUAUGCUAAAGCUAUAAAUAUUAAUUGA